AUGGCCGGGAGAGGUAAGGCGAUCGGCUCGGGCGCCGCUAAGAAGGCCAUGUCCAGGAGCUCCAAGGCCGGGCUCCAGUUCCCCGUGGGAAGGAUCGCCAGGUUCCUCAAGGCCGGCAAGUAUGCCGAGAGGGUUGGCGCUGGCGCCCCCGUCUACCUCGCUGCCGUGCUCGAGUAUCUCGCUGCUGAGGUUCUCGAGCUUGCCGGGAAUGCGGCUCGUGACAACAAGAAGACCCGCAUCGUGCCGCGCCACAUCCAGCUCGCCGUCCGCAACGACGAGGAGCUCUCCCGCCUGCUGGGUACCGUGACCAUCGCUAGCGGUGGUGUCAUGCCCAACAUCCAUAACCUGCUGCUCCCCAAGAAGUCCGGUGGUGGCAGCGCCAAGGCCGCGGCUGGUGAUGAGGACUAG
Molecule: messenger RNA, 408 nt
Organism: Miscanthus lutarioriparius
Lineage: Eukaryota; Viridiplantae; Streptophyta; Magnoliopsida; Poales; Poaceae
Source: the annotation of a GenBank genome assembly